Molecule: messenger RNA, 429 nt
Organism: Leptosia nina
Lineage: Eukaryota; Metazoa; Arthropoda; Insecta; Lepidoptera; Pieridae
Source: the annotation of a GenBank genome assembly
AUGGUGAAGUGCAUUAAAUGCAACAAGUUAAUAACUAAAAAUUUGCCUGGAUUACAGUGCAUUACGUGUAAUAAAUGGACGCACGGAAAAUGCGCCAACUUAACUAACGAACAGUUAAAUGUUCUUUUCUCGACCGAAUCUGCGGAUUGGAAAUGCCGUAAUUGUUCCGGGCCAAAAUCUAAACCGAAGCGGUUAUCGUUUAUUAUGCCCGACGCCGAAGAAGACGAUAUCUCCGACUCCGAAGACCAAAUCAAAUCGGGUCUCAAGAAGAACAUCUUAAACGAAAUCAAAAUAGAAAUACGGGAUAUUAUUAGAACGGAGAUGCAAAGUGUCAUGCAAUUUUAUAUAGAAAAAAUGGAUGAGUACGAGCACAAGUUUAAAACAUACGAAAACGUGAUCUUACUAAUUCCAAUAAAAAUACAAAAUUAA